AUGAUGAAUCUGCCGGCAGAAGGAAAACCCCAAAUACAGCUGAUAUGCGAUCGGCUUAUUGACAGGUUUGCUGCUCGUCUUAAAGAAGAUUCUUCAUUGGAUAUUCCUUUAGAUACACAAGAAGAGUUUUUGCGGAUAUGGAGGGAAGGCACAGCUGAGAGGCUGCGGAAUCAGUCUUCUCUAUUCCCCCAAAAGGAAGGCGGAGUUUUCGGCUUGCAGUCCGACAGCUCGCCACGUGAAGAGAUUGAUGAUAGCAAGAAAGGACGAAUAAACCCUGGAGAAUCUGAUGAUGAGUUUGAAGACGCGAAUUGGGACACAUUAGGGUUUGAGACAUCGUUAGGAGAUAAUAGAUUGAGGGUUUGUGCAGAGGAAAUAAAAUAUAAAGAAGAAAUAAAAAAAAAAGAAAAAGAAAAAGAAAUAGAUAAUUCAAUGCAACAAAACCCUUUCUCUCCUGCUGCUCCCCCUCUUGAUGAUCUUACCCAACCUAUACGCAGCGAAGAAGCAGCAGAUAGAGUUAUUGGACACGUACACAAGAUAUCUAGGCCUGCAGAUUGUUCUCGUGCUCUUUCUUCCGAGCGUAGUUUGCAGUGGAGUCUAAUCAUUCGUAACGGCAUUAUAAAGAUCGCCGGGCAAGAAUUCGCAUUUGGCCGAUUAGAUGCGGAUCUAAAGGAGAUAUAA
Eimeria maxima is the source of this 678-nucleotide messenger RNA. RefSeq lists its product as hypothetical. The transcript has 8 exons. Bases 1 to 678 code for a protein of 225 amino acids. The record is from RefSeq and is a predicted model, not a curated record. NCBI's taxonomy places the organism in Eukaryota, Apicomplexa, Conoidasida, Eucoccidiorida, Eimeriidae.